AUGGCUAUUCAAGCUCAUCACCUUCCUUCUACUGUCUUCUUCCUCAACGGACAAGAAGGGAAUGAUUUUUCGCCGGAGAUGCAAAAAUCGAUCAACGCCGAGGUUGGUACAAGAAAGCGAGCGAGAGAAGUUUCAUCGGUGAUUGAUUUAGAAAUCACGGCGGUUCCGAUGAACCCUCCGCCGUCAACUCCGCCGCAGUUUAUCGGACGUCGACAACAAACUCCGAAUGUAGUAUCCACCGGUCUUCGUUUGUCUCGUGAACAGUCUCUGAAUCGAGAACUACGGUUAUCGUCUUUUCCGAUGUUAACCGGAGAUCUCGCCGGAGAAAUCAACCGUCAAUCAGAUGAAUUAGAUAGAUUCCUUCAAUCCCAGGGAGAGCAGAUGAGGCGCAUGUUAGCUGAGAACAGCGAGAGACACUAUCGUGAGCUUCUGAGAACAACAGAGGAAUCGGUAAGGAGGAGACUAAAAGAGAAAGAAGCAGAGAUCGAGAAAGCCACGCGUCGUCACGCGGAGCUUGAAGCACGUGCGUCGCAGAUCGAGGCAGAGUCACGUGCUUGGCAAGUGAGAGCGUCGGCGAGAGAAGCCGAAGCGACGUCGUUACAAGCUCAACUGCAGCAAGCCGUCGGAUUUAAAUCGGUGGAACCAAAAUCGGAAAACGUAGACGGUGUCGAUGAAGCCGAAGACGCCGAAUCAGCUUACGUGGAUCCUGAUCGGAUCGAAUUGAUCGGACCGGGUUGUAGAAUUUGCCGGCGAAGAUCGGCGACGGUGCUGGCUUUGCCGUGUCGGCAUUUGGUUCUGUGUAAAGGAUGCGACGGUUCUGUGCGAGUUUGUCCGCUUUGUCUUAGCUCGAAGAAUUCAAGCGUUGAGGUUUACUUUUCUUAA
Messenger RNA from Arabis nemorensis, 882 nucleotides. The record is from the annotation of a GenBank genome assembly. NCBI's taxonomy places the organism in Eukaryota, Viridiplantae, Streptophyta, Magnoliopsida, Brassicales, Brassicaceae.